CAUACUAAUUUCUGGGUAUUUGUACUUUUCCUUCCUCCCACAUUAUAUAGAGGCCCAUUGUGCUCCUUCCCAUUCCCAAUCCCUCCACCCUCUCCUCUUCCUUCUCCUCCUUCUCUCUGCUGGUUUAACAGAAAUUUUAGCUGAUAAACCAUCGCACAUUGCCUUUUCUUUUGUGUUUUACUGCUGAUAUGGAGAAAUUUGUGAGGGUAGUUUCCAUGGCUCCUCUGCUUCUGCUGCUCUGUUUUCCUUUUGCUUUGGCCGGCCAUGACUACGGGCAGGCUCUGAGCAACAGCAUUCUGUUCUUUGAAGCUCAGAGAUCUGGGUAUCUUCCCCCCAACCAGAGAGUCACUUGGAGAUCCAAUUCUGGCUUGUAUGAUGGCAAGGCCAAUGGGGUGGAUCUGGUGGGAGGGUACUAUGAUGCAGGUGACAAUGUGAAGUUUGGGCUUCCCAUGGCCUUCACAGUGACAAUGAUGUCCUGGAGUAUAAUCGAGUACGGCAGCCAAAUGGCUGCAAGCGGCGAGCUCGGCCAUGCCAUGGAUGCCGUCAAAUGGGGUACUGACUACUUCAUCAAAGCCCACCCAGAACCCAAUGUCCUCUAUGGCGAGGUGGGAGAUGGGAACACUGACCAUUACUGUUGGCAAAGGCCGGAGGACAUGACCACUAACCGCCAGGCUUACAAGAUCAGCCCCAGCAAUCCCGGGUCCGAUCUUGCCGGGGAAACCGCCGCCGCCAUGGCCGCUGCCUCCAUUGUCUUCCGCCGCUCCAACCCUGCAUACUCCCGCGAGCUCCUCAGCCAUGCGUAUCAGCUGUUUGAUUUUGCGGACAAGUACAGGGGCAAAUAUGACAGCAGCAUCACCGUGGCCCAAAAGUACUACCAAUCCGUCAGUGGCUACAAUGAUGAGUUGCUGUGGGCUGCUGCUUGGUUGUUCCAGGCGAGUAACAACCAGUACUACUUGGACUACCUCGGAAACAAUGGUGAUUCCAUGGGAGGAACCGGUUGGAGCAUGACCGAGUUCGGCUGGGAUGUCAAGUAUCCCGGUGUCCAAACCCUUGUUGCCAAGUUUUUAAUGCAAGGCAAAGCAGGUAGUCAUACAGCAGUGUUUCAGAAGUACCAACAGAAGGCUGAGUACUUCAUGUGUUCAUGCGUUGGUAAGGGCAGCCAAAACGCACGGAAGACUCCCGGUGGCCUAAUUUUCCGCCAGAGGUGGAAUAACAUGCAGUUUGUCACCAGUGCCUCCUUCUUGGCCACUGUCUACUCCGACUAUCUCACAUCUUCCAGGAGUACACUUCAGUGUGCUUCUGGCAAUGUGGCACCCAACGAGCUCCUAUCAUUCGCCCAAUCUCAGGUGGAUUACAUUCUUGGAGACAACCCGAGAGCCACUAGUUACAUGGUUGGCUACGGAAACAACUACCCUCAACAAGUCCACCACAGGGCUUCCUCAAUUGUUUCCUACAAGAAGGACUCAUCAUUUGUGAGCUGCAGGGGAGGCUAUGCCACUUGGUUUAGCCGGAAAGCUAGUGACCCCAAUCUGCUUACUGGCGCUAUUGUCGGUGGACCUGAUGCCUAUGACAACUUUGCUGAUCAGAGAGACAACUAUGAGCAGACAGAGCCUGCUACCUACAACAAUGCUCCCCUUCUCGGUAUAUUGGCACGCCUAAAUGCCGGCCAUGGCGGGUAUAACCAGCUCCUACCAGUGGUUACCACUCAGCCAAAAGUAGCUCCACUGCCUAAAGUUGCUCCAGCUUCUCCAGCUCCAUCUUCGAGCCCAAUUGCCAUAUCGCAGAGGAAAACAUCUUCUUGGAUUUCCAAGGGAGUGACUUACUACAGAUAUUCCGCAAUUGUGACCAACAAGUCUGCCAAGGAACUCACAAACCUCAAGCUUUCCGUCUCCAAACUUUAUGGUCCUAUUUGGGGCCUAACAAAGGCCGGCAAUUCCUAUGGUUUCCCCUCAUGGAUCAACUCUUUACCGGCGGGAAAGAGCAUGGAGUUUGUCUACAUCCAUUCUGCUUCUCCAGCAGAUGUCUUGGUCUCAAGUUACUCAUUAGCAUAAGAAAGGAAAAAAGCUCCAUGAAACAAAGGAGAGAGGUUCACGCAGUUUCUGGGGUCGGAAUGUAAGAAUUGUGCAGCUAUACGAAUGCAGACCAGAAGAAACAAGUCCUUUUUAUUUCUUUGCAAAUACUACUUAUGAUUGGGAGGGGAAGAAAGCAGUGAUGAGACGGGUUUAAAAUGUGUGUUCAUCCUCUUUCACCUCAACUUUCAGUAGGAUUAUUAUAUAGAUAGGUUCCGAGAGAGAGUUACAGUUAAAACGUGAGUGAGAGUUUGAGGGGGUUGAGAAAAAAAUGACUUCUCUCAACUGGUUUCAAGAAGUCUUGUUUCUUUGUACUUCAAAGCAGCUUUGGAUGUCCUUUCGCUUUUUUUUACUUUUUUGUGUUGUGAAUGUUGUAAGCUUUGCAACAUUGUUUGAAUGGA
Messenger RNA from Pyrus x bretschneideri (Chinese white pear), 2470 nucleotides. RefSeq names its product endoglucanase 6-like (gene EG2). Lineage: Eukaryota; Viridiplantae; Streptophyta; Magnoliopsida; Rosales; Rosaceae. Gene Ontology annotation, molecular function: hydrolase activity, hydrolyzing O-glycosyl compounds; carbohydrate binding. Gene Ontology annotation, biological process: carbohydrate metabolic process. The record is from RefSeq and is marked provisional. Bases 189 to 2051 code for a protein of 620 amino acids. The transcript has 9 exons.